AGUCGUCAUCGGGUCAUUCGCGACCGAGAACUCGUCGUCGGCGCACCCAGACACAGCGUUUGGAUCGCGCUUCGUUGCUGCGGUUCAGUUCGGGGCGCAGUUCGGGACCGCCGCGGUUUACGGAAGAACAAUUAAUCGCUAUUUAUCGUACCGUACGGGAAUUUAAGAGUGAUUUUGCGACAGGGGGUGGCUGGGGCCUUGGGGCGAAAGGGGUAGUUCCUCGUUGCCUUGACUUUGAGUUUUAUUCGUACUUGAUAAAAGUAGAGUGAGAGGGAGAGAGAGAGGAAGCGAUUAGAGGGGCAAAAAAGGAACAAGGAGGGGAAACGAGUAAUAGUAAUAAUAGUAAUAAAUAAAUGAAUAAAUAAAUAAAUAAAUAAAUAAUAGUGACGGAAGAUCAAGGACAUAAAAUUUGUUUGCGAUGGUUCCUGGAGAAAAUUCGCCCGCAGAGGAUAACGCGAGCGCUGCACGAUAGAGUGCUUUGACUCGCGAGCUUGCGGGUUUCAGAUAAAAUAUGAGCCCGAUUUAUCGGUGCAGGGGCUUCUUUUGGCGACCGAAAAUAUUAUCGAUAUCUCCUACGUUUCUCUCUUCAACGUUAUCGUCAUCUUCAUCCGUUGCAACAGUUGCGAACCUGCAGCGAUCAUCGGUUGCCGAACGUACCCUCAAGAAAAGGGGAACGACCUGCAAUAAAAAUUAUCAAAAAGACAAUUCGUACGAACGGAUAACAACCGGCUCUUCGACAUCGUCGUCCUCGUCGUCCUCCUCCUUCAAUGACCUAAACUGUGACAACAGUUUAAUUGCGGUUUGCAACAACCUGUUAAGGGAGGUAAAAGGAUCGGUGGCUAUGUGCGCCGCAGGUGCAAUUCUCUUAUUCCUAUUGUGACGCGGCGAUACGUUUGUUGGAGAUGCUUCCUGCAGGUACCAGGCCGCCUUCCAUUCGGCCCGUCCUGGGCUAAGCUGAUAGUGCGCGUGUGCCGGGUAGGGAAGACACCGAAAGCACGAUUUUUCCGCAAGACCCUGACUUUGAAAGGGCGCGCAAGAUAUAAGGAAGACACAGAAGACGAAGAAGAAGAUCGAGGAGACGGAAAGGAAAAAAAGGAAGCAAGGACCGAACGUGAAGAGGUAGCGGAUACCUACCCCCUGACUAGGUGGUAAUGGUCAGCUGUGUGCAGACGGCGGUGUUAAAGAUACGCCGCUGUGAAAUUGGAAAUGCGCCCUAGACACAACGCGACGUUAAUCGACAGGGAUACCCUACGGCAUCGAAAUGUUCGCGUACGGUUUCGAGAUCACAUAGGCAUGUAAUAAAUAUAUCAAAUGUGCGGCGUGUGCCUUGUGUAAUUUCACGGUGAAAAUCUGGCGUAAACGGUGCCGCGGUGGGUCAGGGAUCAUGGCGUCGGUCUCGGCCGAGACACCAGCCAGCCAUGGGCACAGCUUCAGUAAGAAAACGUUUCACAAACCCACCUACUGUCAUCACUGCACGGACAUGCUCUGGGGCCUCUUACAGCAGGGGUACAUCUGCGAAGUUUGCAACUUCGUAGUGCACGACCGCUGUCUCAAGACCGUCGUCUCUCCCUGCUCCAGCAUCGCGGCAAGCCUGAUCAAGAACCCGGUUGCACAUUGUUGGUCGGAACAAGCGCACCAUAAAAAAAAAUUCUGCAAUGUAUGUAGGAAACGCCUGCAGGAGGAUAGCCCAUCUAUUCACUGUGAGAUAUGCGAGUACUUCGUGCACACGGAUUGCCAGGAUUUUGCGGUAGCUGAUUGUAAAGAGAAUGCUACUUACCUGCCAGGGAAGGACCUCGCUUCCGUGCGACACACCCAUCAUUGGCGGGAAGGCAAUCUUCCGAAUAAUUCAAAAUGCGUAGUGUGCAAGAAGACUUGCUGGUCGGCAGAAUGUCUUUCGGGGUACCGCUGCGAGUGGUGCGGCAUGACGUCACAUGCUCACUGCCACAAAAACAUACCGCAGGAGUGCACAUUUGGGAAUCUGGAACCCAUUUAUCUGCCGCCACAUGCGAUCAGUAUACCCCGCACCGAGGUCCCUAUGGAGGCCAUCAUCGGUGUCCAGGUGCGUCGCAAGGAAGUUCUCGCGCGUGAGUAUUCUUGCCAUUACACUGGAGAGCAAUUCGAUUUCGCUGAGAGUGAACAAAUUGGGGGUGCAGGCCACCUUGCCGCAGCUUUGAGGCGCCUUUCACUAGUUUUGCCACGUAGCUGCCAUGGAAAUUGUCAUGCUUCCCCUCCUUAUGUUCGAGCACGUAGCAUUUCAGAGGAAUUCAGUAGCGGAGAUACUCGGAAUAGGGACAACGAUGAACCGGCACAGCAAAGCGGAGCUCAUAGCCGGGACUCCAGACCUCAAAAAGAAAAAGAGGAUGGAGACGAAGAGAUGAUCAAAGUGUACGAUGGCAAUAUAUCCGUGAGGCGUCGGAUAUUUCGAGUUAUCAGCGUCCCUCGACAAGCCAAUGUUGACCAAGUCCUCACCAUAGCCUUAAGAGCAUUCCACAUAACAAAAGAUCUAAAAAACUUUUACUUAACCGACUUGUAUGCCACCGAUGAAACAAGCUUGUGUGAUCCAACGCCGGUGACAAGCUUGCAACGAAAGGAAGGCAAGCGUCCGGCUGUCUUCCUACGUUUCAAAGAUAACGAGUGUGGCGAAGUACGAGUCUACCCGGGUAAACUUCAGGUAUCUGAGGCAUUUUGCAUUGUACCAGUUACCGAAGACAGUACCGUGGCUGACCUGAUUCAGGAAGCUCUACUUCGAUUUGGUCUUGAAAAUUUCAAAUGCGAUGAAUAUCGCUGUAGUGAAAUUCUACUGGAUCGUGGUGUUACGGAACGGGUAUUAUCGCGGAAUGAAAAGCCUUGGGAUAUCGUGAAACUGUUGGGGAAGGACUCGAUACGGCAAAUGGAAUUGAUGCGAUUUUACCUUCAACUCAAACAAGACCCCCAUGGGCCGAAUCUUGCCUUGUUUGUUGGAAAUCUUCCACCUAAUCUUUCCGAACGUAAUUACGAAAAUAUGUUGACGGAUUUCUUAGGCAAAGAAAACAAGUUUUCGUCCAUCGGACCGAUUUACUACGAGUACGGAUCAAUGGUGAUCAUAUAUGAAGAUUCUAAUAAAGCUGUAAAGGCAUUGUACACUCUACGUGAAUCGAAAUAUGAGGAUAAACAUCUUUUAGUGAUGCUGCUACCUAGUAUAGAACCGAUCAUGGUACCACCUGGAGUUCAGCCUCUGCUUGUGUUUGUAAAUGUUAAAUCCGGUGGAUGUCAGGGCCUCGAAUUAAUUUCAAGCUUUCGGAAGCUUCUGAAUCCCUAUCAAGUUUUCGACCUGGAUAACGGUGGUCCUCUUCCCGGGCUUUAUGUAUUCCGGCAUAUAAGGAACUACAAGAUUCUGGUCUGCGGAGGUGAUGGAACGAUAGGCUGGGUAUUGCAAUGUCUGGAUAACGUUGGCCAAGAUAGCGAGUGUUCUUCACCUGCUUGUGCCAUCGUUCCUCUUGGAACUGGCAAUGAUCUGGCGAGGGUCUUAAGAUGGGGUUCAGGAUACACGGGUGGCGAAGAUCCGUUAAGUUUGUUGCGUGAUAUUAUUGACGCCGAAGAGAUUAAGCUGGAUCGAUGGACCGUUGUAUUUCACCCGGAAGAAAAGGAAGACAAAUCUCAGCUAGUUCCUAACGCUGCAGUUGCUGGUUCAACGAGCGAGGAUAAUACACAAAUAUUCGUGAUGAAUAAUUACUUUGGCAUUGGAAUUGACGCUGAUCUGUGUUUGUCAUUCCACAAUGCGAGGGAGGAAAAUCCACACAAGUUCAACAGUCGAUUCCACAAUAAGGGAGUGUAUGUGUCGAUGGGUCUGCGUAAAAUGGUUAGCCAGAAACGUUGCAAAGAUCUGCAUAAACAGAUUCGAUUAGAAGUCGAUGGGAAACUGGUAGAACUACCGCAGGUCGAAGGCAUCAUUAUAUUGAAUAUUUUAAGUUGGGGUUCUGGAGCAAACCCAUGGGGCCCGGAGAAAGAGGAUCAAUUCAACAAGCCAAAUCAUUGGGAUGGAAUGUUGGAAGUUGUCGGAGUUACAGGUGUAGUGCACCUCGCACAAAUACAGUCUGGCCUACGCUCUGCUACAAGGAUAGCGCAAGGUGGACACAUAAAAAUUCAUCUCCAUUCAGAAUUACCAGUUCAGGUAGAUGGAGAACCCUGGGUACAAAGUCCAGGUGAUGUCGUAGUCCUGAAAUCGGCGUUAAAGGCAACCAUGUUGAAGAAAAAUAAGAUCAAGCGUCGGAAUACCGAACCGUCGAUUCUACCUGCUAAUGGGGAGGGGGGCAAGAGCACGGACGAGUAAAUCAACCAUUCUGCAGCUUGCAACUAGUCAGUUGUUUGAUCAUUCGUUGUAAAGUGUGCGAUCUCUGCCUAGACUCCUCCGUGCGUAUAUAUUAUUAACGCGCAAUGCACGAGAGGGGAGUUUCGGAGUGAUCCCACAGAUAAAAGGCAGACCUCUCUUACGAAGAUUGUUCCUCGGCGCAUGCAAACCUUUCAGUCCAGAUCCUAUCUGACCCCUUUCCAAACGCAGUUUAUGCUUUUCGUAUUUUACCGAUUAGCCUUGCAUUUUUCCAGUUAGUAUUUUAUAGCUUUACCAUGUAAAUUUUGAUUUACAAUUUUUUUCUAAUAAUUCGCUUAUUUAUUUAUUUAUUUAUUUAUUUAUUUACUAUUAUUAUUUAUAUACAUAUAUAUAUAUACAUAUACAUAUAUUGUAUCUAUAAGUUUUCUGGUGUUGUGAACGAAACCGCUAUUUUCUUCGUCAUUGGCUUGUUAUACUUGUUAUCAAUCGUUCCUUUGUGCAUCCUCCUGAUCCUCACCCUUCCUAGGCCACGAUGCUGAAGAAGGUGAAGGGUAAAAUGAAGCGGCGAAAUACAGAGCCCAGCAUGCAGUUAGCACUCCAAGCUGGACCCUCAAACGAUCCGGAUUCCGAGGUCUUCUGAAUCAUCAUCUAAAUCACGCGGAUGUGGAUCGCCAAAGAGUAUUAUUUCAUUAUACAUAGAAUCACUGCAGAUUCACUAAUAAUCCGUACGGCCUCGUUGCGUGCUGUAUUCAAAGCGGUUACGCUACAUUUGAAAAAAGAAAUAAACAUUAUAAGUAAUUAUAUAUUUACAUCGCAGUUAGUCAUUAUUCCGAAUAAUCAGACACGAGAGAAAAAAAAAUAGAUAAAAAUUGUCAAGUGGACAUACGUAACAAAAAUGAAAACACUUUUCAUUGUAAAUUCAGUGCUCGUUAUUUUCUGUUCAUGCGUUAUUGAAAGUGGAAUAGAUCUCAUUUUUGAAUGUUAACCAUAGCGCUGUAUGUAGUUUAUCGAUAAAUAUUUUUUUAGUAAGAUUAUACGAUAGAUCGUACCAAAUAAUGUUACUCCAAAAUCUUAACCAGUAUUCAAAUUGAAAAGCGUCACAAGCUUAUAUCGCUUACAAUAUUAAUUUGCAUUUAUGUUACGAAUAGUUUCUUAGUUACAAAAGAAAGAAAAAAAAAAAAAACUAAACUGUAAUGUAUAUUACGUUUCGUAUGGUAUUUUACCAAUCUAUGGCAGUGUCAAGGCACAAAUUGUGUGUCGUGAUGCACAAAGUAUAAGUGCAGUGAAAAAGUAAAACCAAAAAGAGUCAGUUGUUAUUAAUAUAUUAUUAUAUGAAAUAUUUACAAACUAAAUAUUAAUAUAUUUACAUAAUAUUGUAUUAGUAUUACGAUUCUAAUUUGUGAUUGUUGUCAAUCUGACUGCCGGGCAGUCUGGAAUUUAUAUAUACCAGUUGCAGUCAGAAUUUUCUAGAACAUGUGAAUGAUAAAUUAAAGAUGAAAAAAACCACACACAUUAUGUAAUUUCAGUAGGGCUGACACGGGCACAGUGUUUUUGCCAAUUCGUCUCCUUAAGUUCGGUACCUCCGAGUACGAAAUUACACUAUCUUUCGGGAUGGUGCCGAGGCGUUUUGGCAAGGUCUAAACAUCCGACUCCUGCAAAUUACUAUUAUAAUUAAUAAUACAGAAGUUUGCUCGAGUCUUAAGUAGAUAACACAUUCCACUAUAAUGUGGCGAAAACCAUGUACAUUUAUAAACUAUGCCAAAGAAAAUUCAAAAACUAAUAAUCUACUUUUACCGUCACAAAAUUGUUACGGUAUUAUAAUUCAAUUACUAUACUACAGUCUCGACUACAGUAAAAUGAAUGUGACGUUCUAACUCUGAGCAAGUUCUGCAGCACAGGUAUAGUGGAUCAAUUUAAGAAAUGAGUACCAAUGUAACUAGAUAGAGUGACAAAGAUAAGAUGGCCAGACAAAAAAAAGGUCAAAACGUUAAGUGAGCUGGUUUUCUGAUUGAAGUGGAUGCGUGUUGGCAUCAUGAAAAUCGGUGGGACAAUUUCGGUGCCAAACAGAUGUAUAUAAUAUAUAAAGGUAUAGGAUAAGAAGGAUUGAGUUAUAUAUAUUAGCAGCAGCAAUUGAUUUCGGAAGGAAACCGCAAAAUUACGAAAUGUUGGUGAAUGAUGGACGGAUGUAGGCAACAGUAUAAUUCUGUUACAGUAAAAUGGCGACUCACUUUAACUGUGCUGCGACGUUUAGGGUAAUAAAAAAAUGCUUUCGAUGGAUAGAAUACAUCAAAGCUGAAAAAAAAAAACAAAAUAAUGACAUCCAGAAACCUAGUCCGUGUUAUUAAAGCGCUUGUAGAACGCGCUCUUGCAUCUAGUCAACUUAUCCCGUAGACAAAUCCCCGCUGGAUGUCUUGAAAUAUUGAAAAACGAAAAAGCGAACAAAAAAAAACACAAAAAACAAAGAAAAAAUAUUUAAAAAAAAAAAAAAUCCAGAAAAACUUACUAUCAAAAAUCUGAUCACAAAAUGAAAGAACAAAAAAAUUUAAAGGGAGACCAUCAUAUCCGGAUGUUGAACGGCCUCCCCUUCCUAAUCUGCCGUUGGUGUACGGGGCUCAGUUGUUCAUGUAUUGUGUCCGGGCUCGAGCAUGAAUGACACACUUACGGCAGAUUGGUGAAUACAUUUGUUAAUCGGAACAGAGAGAAAAAAAUAAAUAAAUAAUAAAAUAAAAAUGUAAUAAUUUUUUUGUUGCGAACAGAAUAAAAUAAAUUUAAAAGAAAAUAGAAGAAUAUUAAUAAGCUAUGAACAAUCUAAUUAUAAUAAAUGAAUGUAUGUGCUACACAAAGUAAGCAAAAUGGUACUCUAAUGAAUGAAUACCUCUCCCCUAUUUAUUUGCACACCUUUUCUUUAAUGCGUGGGUAUAUUACAAGCAGAUAUCGUAGUACAGCAUUUUUUGUUCGGUCAAUAUUAUAUUUAUUUAACACAAUCUUUUUGUACAGUUACAUAAUGUUAUCACCUUAUUGUUGGUAUUAUAAUUACUAUUAUUAUUAUUAUCAUCAUCAUCAUUAUUGUUAUGAUGUAUAUCAAUAACAUUAAUAUUAUUUAAUGCACAGGCACUCGCGCACACACAUACAUUUCUUCUAUAUGGAUGCAUAAAUUACACGUUGCUUUCAUAUUGUGUACAUACAUAUUUGAAAGCUCACUUCAUUCAUCGGUAAAGUACGAAAAUAAAUAUUUCUUGCAACUU
Athalia rosae (coleseed sawfly) is the source of this 7551-nucleotide messenger RNA. Its product is annotated as diacylglycerol kinase theta. Gene Ontology annotation, biological process: lipid phosphorylation; diacylglycerol metabolic process; intracellular signal transduction. The record is from RefSeq and is a predicted model, not a curated record. Bases 1385 to 4309 code for a protein of 974 amino acids. The transcript has 19 exons. Gene Ontology annotation, molecular function: ATP-dependent diacylglycerol kinase activity; RNA binding. Lineage: Eukaryota; Metazoa; Arthropoda; Insecta; Hymenoptera; Athaliidae.